AUGCAUCGCACCGGCAUUCAGUCUUGUGACUUGAUCGAAGUAUAUUGUGCUGUAGAAAGAAAAUGGCGAGCAAAUAUAAAACUGAGAAAGUUGGUAUUGUUGGGAGCUUUCUUAAUCACGGGAAAUAUAAAAAAUAUUUAUUUAUGCUAUCAUAUCAUAUAUUUUUAUUACAGUGGUCUAAUUGGAAGAUCAUGGGCAAUGCUUUUCGCCUCUGUGGGUUAUCAGGUCACGAUAUUUGAUAUCAUUCCGAAGCAAGUAACCGAUGCGUUGGACGAUAUUAAAAUACAGCUGAAGACUUUGCAGAACGACGGACUACUGCGUGGAUCUCUAAACGCUGAUGAACAGUACAGUUGUAUUAAAGGAUCCACUGAUCUAGCUGUUGCAGUGAAAGACGCGAUUUUCGUCCAAGAAUGUGUGCCAGAAAGUUUAGAUUUAAAGAGGAAAGUUUUCCAAAACUUAGACAAGGUUGUGGAUGAUAAAACUAUUUUAUCUAGUUCUACUAGUACGACAUUACCAUCUUUAAUCUCAGAAGGGAUGAAACAUAAGUCGCAGGUAAUAGUAUCGCAUCCAGUGAACCCACCGUACUAUGUGCCAUUGGUGGAAAUAGUCCCAGCGCCUUGGACGAAACCUGAAGUUGCCAAGAAAACAAGAGAAAUUAUGAUCGAAAUAGGACAAGAGCCGGUGUCACUAACGAGGGAAAUUGAUGGAUUUGUGCUCAACCGCAUACAGUACGCCAUUUUGAACGAGGUUUGGCGCUUAGUUGACGACAAAGUCGUUGACGUGAAGGACAUCGACAAAGUUAUUUCCGAAGGUUUGGGAAUGCGAUACGCUUUCCUUGGUUCUUUGGAAACCGCGCAUUUGAAUGCUGAAGGAAUGAAGAGUUAUAUCGAAAGGUACGGUGACACAAUCAAUAGCGUAAGUAAGACGUUUGGUGCGAUCCCUCAUAUGAACACAUCAAAAAGCGCGGAUACGAUAUGCGCUCAACUAAACGAAAUGGUUCCUAUCGAGAGGCUUCCAGAAAGGCGAGCCUGGAGGGACGCUUGCCUCACACGUCUAUCAUUGCUCAAGAAAGAAAUGAACACAAAAUAUAAAAAGUAA
Molecule: messenger RNA, 1098 nt
Organism: Danaus chrysippus (African queen)
Lineage: Eukaryota; Metazoa; Arthropoda; Insecta; Lepidoptera; Nymphalidae
Source: the annotation of a GenBank genome assembly